This is a messenger RNA of Pararge aegeria (speckled wood butterfly), 2568 nucleotides long. It is a transcript of the gene MED16, whose product is annotated as mediator of RNA polymerase II transcription subunit 16. Lineage: Eukaryota; Metazoa; Arthropoda; Insecta; Lepidoptera; Nymphalidae. The record is from RefSeq and is a predicted model, not a curated record. The transcript is spliced from 20 exons. Gene Ontology annotation, molecular function: protein binding. Bases 67 to 2514 code for a protein of 815 amino acids. Gene Ontology annotation, cellular component: mediator complex. Gene Ontology annotation, biological process: positive regulation of DNA-templated transcription.
GUUAGGUUUUCAUGUAGGUAGGUAUUAAGAUAAAUGUUGAUUUAUUGUACCUAUUAAAAUCAAAAUAUGGAGCUUAUUUAUUCAAUGAGACGUAAGCCGCUGAAGUGUGAGCCGCCACAUUUUGAUGGUACAACCGAUCCAGAAGUAGUAAGACCAGUCUGUACAAUAUCUACAUGUAAUAUUAUCGCCUUUUCAUCACUGACUGAGCUCACAGACUCUGAUGGUGAAACAUGGGGAGGCCAUGUGUAUGUAUGUGAUUUGGACACACCUUGGGAUAGCCAUAAAGUUACCAGUACUGUGCAUCCUGUAUCAUCUCUGGAAUGGGAUGGAGAGGGCAAAAAGUUGCUUGUAGCUACAACAGUUGGCGAAGUAUCUGUGUACGGCCAAAAAGAGUUCUUGCUGAAUGAAUGGACUUGCUUAUAUACUGCUAAUUUUCCAGGUGAAUGUAUAAAAAAGGCUGCAUUUUUUCACAACGGUCGGAAGGUCGUAGCAUUAGAAAAAAAGCCUGAUGCUCCUAUCUGUGACAGGAUACAAUUGUUGAGAGCCACGCCUACUUUGAAAGGAUUUGGGGGAGGUGCGUGUGAGGGCGCGUGUGUGGUGACGGGAACCGGGUUGGUGGGUGCACUGACGCCGGGUGAGGGCGGGCGGGCACACAUCGUCACGGACUGCUUACGCGCUGUCCGGAGCCAUAUUGCUACAGCGUCCAUCGCACACAAGAAUGGGAAUCUACUGAUAGCAGCUGGUUGGCGGCGGGGUAGCAAGCGAGGGGUGCACUGCGCGGUGUGUUCGGUCAUACGUCCUAACUCAACCCGUUCUGCCCCUGUCUCUAUACAGCUGCAACCUUUGCCCACCGUUUACCUCUUAGAUGACGAUGUUACGCCUAUUUCAAUAUCAUGGUGGCUUCGAGACGACAUCGAUUCGUUACUGAUCGCGAGUACAAAUCUGACAUUGUGGAAAAUGACAGAGCAAGCAUAUCCUGUACACAAACUGUUAUCCAAAGGUCCCGUCCAAGGCAGUACAACACCUGGCGGGGGUCCAAAAACUGUAGAUUGCUUCAAUACCGUGGCGUGGCAACAAGCCGCCGUCUGGCAAAUGGAAGGCAGCGAUUGCGCAACUUACGUAUCCUCGGCCCGGUUGCCCUCAGUAGCGCACGCAGUACUUUGUACCCCGAGGGCACUUCACCUUUUAGCGAGGGAUACACCCCACUACUUACAUUCGCGGCCCAUUAUCACAAGCGGCGUGGGAGUUGGGGCGCCGGAGGUGGCCAGUGGCGCCGGGACCCCUCCCAAGAAACCCAAAUAUGGACCCGGCUCUAUACCUAGUGGAGCUAGUUGCGCGACAGUGUGGUGUGUGGAGAUGUCAGCGUUGGGCGGCGUGGUUGUGGCGGUGGACACGCAUUCGCAGCUUCACGUGUACAAACUGCACCAGCCUGCGCCCGACAUACCCACACCACUAUCAGUGCAGCACGUGACCUCCUUACUGGAAUACUCCAUGGUAUCAGGUUACGAUUCGCUCGAUAUACUGAUGACUCUCAAAGCCAACAUCGUUGAAGCUGUUUAUGAAAGGAUAACAGAGAGUUUCCAAAGACAGCCGCCUACUUUCCAGCAGUUUUAUUUCCACAGUUGGCUCAAACUUAGGAUAGCUCUCUGUAGUUUGUCAGCGUCAUGGCAGAGCAGUGCUGCGGCGCUGACGUCACUCCAGCUGUGCUACGCCGCAUGGGCCGCCUGCGCGGGCGCACUGCGCGACGAUAAACCGGACGCCAUUGCACCGUUGACAGCCUUGCUGGACGACCAUACGCCGCUACCGGAACACGACAAGAAUCUCCUAGCAUUAGAAGCGAAAGCGGAACUGUCUAGCGACGGAGCACUUCAAGCGUUGCAGCCGCUGCAAGCGCUUAGACGGCCGCUGCAACGGGCGCUGCAUACAGCGCUAACAGCGCUUGCUGCGUUGCAACCGGCUAACCUGCACCAGUUACAACAUCAUAAUGGGUAUGAACUAUGGUCGGAUCCCGCAGCAAUAACUUUAUUGAGGAAGCUAGUAGUAGUAGCACGGGCUUGCGGUCGCGGCGGCGAGUCGCUCAGUCGCCCGCUCGCGCGACUAGCGGUUAGCACGCCGCCUAAGCCCGACCUACUGGAGGAGUGUGCGUGCGUUUGUGCGCAGGCGCCGGCUCGCGUUUGGGAUGCCUUGCCGCGCCGCUGUCUCGCUGCGCCGCACGCCCGCGGCUGGCCGCUAUAUUUUGAGUACGGCGUGGAGCCGGAGUCGCUGCGCUACGUACCUGAACCUCCUGUGUACGCACAGUCUGACAUCGCGCCCUCUCUCGACAUGGAUUCGAUAAGGUACAUGUACUUGGGUGGGGGGAGAAGGGCUGCGCGUUGGCGGCGAUGCGGCCGCUGCGGAGCGCGCGCCCUUCCCGCCGCCACGCCAGCGAAGCACCCACUGCAGAAGGCCUACGACGGGCGGUUCCUGGCCGCCUGCAGGUGCGGUGGUAAAUGGACGCUAGUUUCUAAUGUAUAAUAUUAGUGGAAGAUUGCAAGCAAAUAAAUGUUAUUUAUAUUGUAAAUAAAUUAC